This is a messenger RNA of Neopelma chrysocephalum (saffron-crested tyrant-manakin), 860 nucleotides long. Its product is annotated as late histone H2B.L4-like. Gene Ontology annotation, molecular function: DNA binding; structural constituent of chromatin; protein heterodimerization activity. The transcript is spliced from 2 exons. The record is from RefSeq and is a predicted model, not a curated record. Gene Ontology annotation, cellular component: nucleosome. The coding region runs from base 369 to 725 and encodes 118 amino acids. Lineage: Eukaryota; Metazoa; Chordata; Aves; Passeriformes; Pipridae.
CUUGAAUACUCUAGUUCACACCCUUCCACCAAAGGAGGAUCUCGUCUUUCACCAAACCCCUGGUAGGCCUGGGAAUGACUCUUCUCUGGCAAUUUUUCCCCUGUGAAUCUGAUGCUACUGCUCUUGCCUCCCUCUUUGCCCAGGUUACCCUCAAACUUUUUCUCAGGUCUGAAAGUUUAAUUGAAUCUGUCACUUCCAAGCUCCUCUCAGGCCAGCUACCCUUCAUUUAGUGCCAAGAUAAAUCAUUGGCCACAGGUGUGUGCUGCUCCUGCUCCUGGGGGGGCUGCACCUGAGGCAGGUUGGGGUCUGUGGCCUGGGCUAUAUAUCCAGCCCCAUGGCACCUGCUGGGUGCUCUGUUGGAGGCCGAGAUGAGCUCAGAACCGAGGAAGAAGCGUGAUCAUGUUUCCACCUCUGGGAACAGAGUAUCUAAGAGGACAUCUAAGAGAAAGGAAACCUUUUCAGUCUAUAUUUACAAAGUACUGAAGCAGGUGCACCCGGACCUCACCAUCUCCUCCAAGGCCAUGAGCAUCAUGAACUCCUUCAUCAACGACAUGUUCGAGCGUUUGGCCUCGGAGGCCUCGCGCCUGGCCCAGUACAGCCACCGCUCCACCAUCAGCAGCCGCGAGGUGCAGACGGCGGCGCGGCUCCUGCUGCCCGGAGAACUGGCCAAGCACGCAGUGUCCGAGGGCACCAAGGCCGUCACCAAAUACACCAGCAGCAAGUGACCACCCGGCCCCACUGAAACCAGCCCGGGCCCCGCUUCUCGGGGAGUCUUGCAGGAGCUGGUAUCCAGUCUUGCUCAACUGAGAAAGCAAAGCCUCCUGUUGGCUGCCUGCAAAUAAAAAAAGCAUAGAAAUACA